UCUCCCUUCCCCUCUUGUAUUCGCACUGCAUGCCUCUCACUCUCCCUCUCCCUAGCGGUCUCCACAUGUGAGAAACGCCUCUCUAGUAAUUAAGCAGCAUGGCAGAGAAGUGGUUUGAAUUGCAGAUGUCGACGCUAAUCAUCGUGGUUGACCUUGAUUGCCGCAAGUGCUACCACAAGAUCCGCAAGAUUCUCUGCCAACUGCAAGACCAUGAGAGGAUCCGCACCAUCUCCUUCGACGACAAGAGCAAGACGGUCACCAUGGUGGGCCCGUUCGACCCGCAGCGGCUCGCGUGCAAGCUCCGCUGCAAGGGCGGCAAGGUGGUGCGGGACGUCUACAUCGUCGACGCCAACGGCGGCGGCGGCGGCGGCGGCAAGCCUCCUCCUCCACAGAACGUGCCGGACGACGGGCCACCCGCGCCGGCGCCGGCGCCAGUGAGGAGCGGCGGGAAGAGCAAGAACAAGAACAAGAACAAGCAGCAGCAGCAGCAGCAGCCGCCGCCGACCGAGCGGCCUCCGUCGCCUCCGCCGCCGCCGCCGCCGGAGACAGCGCCGGGACCUCCGCCGCCCGAGGCGAUGAUGCCGCCGUCCCCGGUCCACGUCCACCACCACCCGCCUCCUCCGCCUGACCGCGGGAUGGCGGCGGUGGUGCCUCAGCCGCAGUACGUGGAGGAGAGGCCGCCCAGAGCGGAGCUGGAGCCUCAGCCACCCAUGUCUCCCCCGCCGCCCAAGGAGAUGAGGCCCCCCAUGGACCUGCCGCCGUCGCCGCAGCACCAGCACCACCCGCCGCCGCCAAUGCCAAUGCCGAUGCCUGGGAACGAGAGACCGCCGCCGCCGCCGAUGCCGAUGCUGAUGCCGGCGGAGUGCGUGAUCCCGACGGUGGAGAUCCCGUCGUGGCCGGCGGCGCCGCCCGUGGGGCCGUGCGGGUGCCCGUGCUGCGCGCCGUGCUACCAGGGCUACUACGAAGGCUGCAGGUGCUACUGCUGCGGCAGGCUGUACGGCACGACCGUCCGCCCGUUGCCAGCGCCGUGCGGGGCCUACAGGGGCUGCCGGACGUUCAGCGACGACGACCCGUCGGCGGCGUGUAGCGUCAUGUGAAGAAUGGUGGUGGUGUUGCUUUGGAUUUGACAGGAACAUGCAUGGUGAACUAUACUCUUGGAACGAAUAAAUAAAUGUGUUCAUUAGGCAGGGGGUUGCGUUUUGCUGUCCAUUGUUCGUGUCUCUCCAUGACUGCUCUGCACGGAUCGGAGCAUAUGUUCUUGCUGUCAACGUGUGAUUGGCCAUAGCUAGUUACUAUAUGAGUGUUCAGUGCUGUUCAAGACAAAUGGGAUCGGAUUCUUCAGCUAAUAAAGUCUGUAAUUUAUAUA
Molecule: messenger RNA, 1366 nt
Organism: Zea mays
Lineage: Eukaryota; Viridiplantae; Streptophyta; Magnoliopsida; Poales; Poaceae
Product: pistil-specific extensin-like protein
Exons: 3
Coding region: 99-1097 (332 amino acids)
Biological process (GO): regulation of defense response to fungus
Molecular function (GO): metal ion binding
Source: RefSeq, a predicted model, not a curated record